Messenger RNA from Trichobilharzia szidati, 7215 nucleotides. NCBI's taxonomy places the organism in Eukaryota, Metazoa, Platyhelminthes, Trematoda, Strigeidida, Schistosomatidae. The record is from the annotation of a GenBank genome assembly.
AUGUUUUUACUGAAUCCUAAAAAAAUAGGCAGUAAGUCAAAGAAGGUUUCUCUUGCACAUGGAAAUCCUGUCAAGAAAGUUAAAAGUCAAUCCAUAGAAGUUGACUCGUCUGAAUUGGUGACCAGAGUGGAGGCGGCCGUGUCUACCAAUGACAAUAAUUUGGCAGAUUCUUUAAUUAUCGCAGCAUUGAAUCAGCUGAAGACUGCUUCGGGUCAUGGAAAUUUGUCGACCUCCUUGUCAUCUGGCUCUGAUUUUCGCCCAGCUUCCAGUGGCUCAAGUUCACGACUAUUGCCCGGUGUUUCACUUGGCCUUCUGGUACUAGUACAGGACCACCCUAAUUUAUUUACUAGACCUGCUGUUUUGGAUCACCUCAUUCUGAUUUUGUCACUUAGUCCACGAGAGCUUGGUAUAUCAUUACCGUCAACUGCUAUUACUACUAUAAUGGCACGAAUUCGUGGUCUUCACGUUCUUAUUGCAAAUAUCCUUUAUUUGGCUUUAAACAGUCAAGCUAAAUGGCCUUCAAAAUUAAUAAAGGUUUAUUUAGAAGAUAGUUUAACCAACCGAGUUUGGGUUGAUCAGGAUGAAUGCCGUUUAUUUGUAUUGAAUUUGGAGACUGCAUUUCCAAAAACGUUUGGCGAUCCACGAGGUUUAUUUACCGUAUUGUCAUCACAUCAGAAUGGAUCAGUAGGAGCUAACCAAUCGUCUGGUACUAUUAAUUACUCAACCUCUGCGACUUCAGGAAAUGCUGUGCUUAAUGUAUUAGGUUUCGCAGGCAUUCAGCCGUCCACUUCGUCAGAUCCUUCAGUAUCUAUUCCUCUUCAUUGUGAGAAAGAUGAGAUAAGUGAGGCAGUUUCAGAUGUAUUGAAAAAUCAAAAUAAUGCAGUUUCCAGAGCAAUUUAUGGUUCCGACAUAAAUUCACAUGUUUCACCACGAUUCGAGGCCUGUCGUCAAGCUGUAGAGGUAAUAAUAAUCAAUACGUUACGUGACGCCCUUGGUCGAAGGAGUGGAACUACUCCAUCGGGUUCUCAAACAAACACCGCAACUUCUAAUACUCCAUCAUCAUCUGUUAUAUCUUCCUCAUCAUCAACUUCAAUCACUGGUGGUGAUGCCACACAACUAAGAAAUCUUCUUCGCACACUUGGUAUGGCAGUUGCUAUUGCCGAGGUUCGUGGACUCGUUGCUACAAGAAUGGAGCCAUGGUUAACGAAUCCUAAAUUACAACUCUAUGGUCUCGGUUUAUUUGCACUGGUCGCCACUAAUUGUCGUCUAGGUGGUUUAUCUCCACAUGAUUUGGAUAUUAUGAUUUCAAGUGUGUAUCGUAUUCGUUACAAACUAUUGAAACCAAAUAUUCAAACUGCUUUUCUUGAGUGCAUCAGUCAUUUGGUUAAAGCAGCUCCCAUGAAUCUGUAUUGUUUAGUUAAUUUGAGCUCAGCAGCUUCAGAAUUACGUUUUGCAUCAAGUGCUAGUGAAUCUGGUCAGACUAACCAAAAUCUGAGCACAGUUGUCAUGAAGGUUGCUGAAACUGUUCAAGCUUUUUCUACGGAAAGUGGCAGUAGUACUGGCUCUGCUGUAAUUGCUCAACAAAACAGUUUAAAUUCCGCAGCUAUUGCUUCAGUAGCCGCUAAUGCAACCAGUGCGUCAAGCAGAGGUAGUAGUUCAGCUGGCAUUUUAUUACCUUUUCUGUAUCAGCGCUUUGGAUCACAUUGGAUUCGUAUCAUUGGUGAUUUACUCAAUGAGCGACUGAUUUUAACUUCAUUAGCUACGGCUGCCCAAGCGUCUCAGAAUUCUCUCACAGAAUCACAGUUGUUUGUCGAAUUCAAUUCACGACUGUCUCCAAUUUAUCAAUUUCUUCGUGAACUGGCACGGUUUACUCGCAGUGAUAAUGAUAGAUCUGUUAGUGGUUCACCUUUAGUAUCACAAAAUAAUUUACUUCAAUCACAACAGAAUUAUUUGCCAUGUGCAGAGCUUGCUUUCGCUCUAUUACAGGAUCGUUCGUUUCGUGGUACAACCAGUGCUUCUACAGCUGUGAAUGCUAUAGUGGCGUCACUAACCCAGCAAAGAGAUCAUUUACAGGGAAAAACAAGUACUGAACAUACGAAAACCGAUAUAACUAUCUUUCAGUGUUAUUUACAUGGUCUAAUGGGUUUAUUGUGUGCCCUGCAAAUGUUAUCAGCAAACCGACCAUUUCUUAGUAAUACAUCAUCAACUACUGCUAGACGUACAAGUUCUUUUGCUGAAGCUACUAAAACUCAUCAUUUGACUAUACGUCAGAUUCGUUUGGCGUUUGUGCGAUGGACAAAAUCAUUAUUACCAAUGUUUAUAAAUGCGGCUAGUCAAAGUUGUUCACUGCCAUCUACAAAAUGUAUUGAAAUUAUAAAACCUGUCAAUCUUAUUCGUCGAGUAUUCAUUUUGGACUCAGUGGCUGUUUUAAAUGAAUCACAGUCGGAAAGCGGCUAUCAGCUUACCUCUUCCUUGUAUCCUGUACAAGAUAUAUGGCCUGAUCAGGAUCAAAAUUCAUUAAGUCGAUUGAUCUGCGAUACAGGUGUGUCUGAAAAAUUACUCAACCAGUUAUUAAUUUUGGGUUUGGAUUCUUCUUGGCAGUGUCUUAAUGCUUUAGAUGCCGGAGAUAUAGUAUGCAACCUCAUAUGGCGUUGCGCCACGUUUUCUUGUGAUUCAGGUUUAGAGGGAUUAACUAUUACUCGACCAGAACAACUGUUCGACCUUCUGUUUGCUAGUUGUACUUAUUUGUCGGAUCAACAAAUUCCAGCUGAAAUGAGUGAAUUAGCUUAUGCUAAUAUUUAUUGGAAAGUUACACUAACCUGUAUGAUAUUAGCAGCUUAUUGCCCACGUACAUGUGGUGCCUAUCUUUGGUCGAAUUAUCCCACUGUUAGACGUUUGAUGGAGGUCGUCAUUAGCAGUGAUCUCGUUAAUGGCUUAAAACAGAGUUCAACUGAUCUUGAUCAUGGUGUUGAAGUGACAGAAAAAUUGAAUUAUGAAAUAGAAGUUCAGCUCAUUCUUCGUCUAGAAUCGUUUUUACUUUCAAAUGAAGUCACUGCUGAAACUUCAAAACUCAUCGGUAAAAUGGUUCGAAAUAAUCCUCGUGGACCAUGUCGCCGUCUUCCAGAUGAACAGCUUCAUUGCCUUCGUGCUCUGUGUGAACGUCUUCACCUAGAACGUCGGUUAUGGAGUAGUCGAAGUCCUGACUUUUUGCUUGACUUAUUACGUAGUCAAGCUAACAGUGUUGUUGCUCAACCAUGGCUUAUGCGUUUAGUGGAAUCUACUGGACAAGAUUUAGAUGUUCUUCCUGUACAGUGUUUAUGUGAAUACCUACUCUAUGAUGCUAUGACACGUGUACAAACGUAUAAAACUGAUUGGUCAGAUCAAUCAAAAAACUUGAUACAAUCCGUGAAUAUAGAUGAAAUAUUUAACAGUCUUCCAAGUCAUAAUCCAGAAAGUUUAAAGUUAAAAGAAACGAACAAAUUAAUUUCUCAUUUGGUAGCUAAAUUACAAGAAAAACUAACACUGAAUUCAUUCGAUUAUUCAGUUUCGGAUGCAUUCACUCAUUCUUUCUUCAGCAGAUUAAGUGAUUCACGUCGUGUAGUCAGACAAGCUGCUCGUCAGUGUAUGCGUUCACUUGUGCCUGAAGUUGUGAAUGAUUCACCAGGGAAGGAACUAACUGAUACUGCCAGUAGAUGGUUAUAUAUACUUGAAUAUUUUAAUCAACUGAGUGUAUUAAACUCCGAGAACAAGUCGGAAUCGUUGAAUUCACACGUCUUGAAAGAACAACUGACUGGACCAAUAUUGACGUCAUUUCAAGUUGAAAAUGAUUUGGAUAUUUUAUCUGCUCAUUUAGUAUUUCUAAAGCGGAUGACUUAUUCACCUAGUUUUACGUCUUGGCAAACACUGGUAACUGGAUUAAGUCAGUUCAUCCGAACUCGACGGACAAUUGUUUCAAAUUUACUGCACAGACAUACUUCACAGUGUCAUGAUUCUUUAAAUUUAAUUAGUAAAACUGCAUAUACAGUGUUGGAAGCUAUGGCUGAGAUAUUUACACGUUAUGUGAAUCAUUGUUGUACAAUUACUGAAGCGAUACCAGUUAUGGAGAAAAAGAGUGUAUUUGUUUCAUGGUCCCCAGAUUGUCAAUACCCAUUCGAUAUCGAAUUUAUUCAAGCACAAAUUCUAUUACUGACUCACUUAAAUGAUGAUCUACCUGAAGUGAAUUCCGUUACAGGUGAACCUAGCUGGUGGAUUCGAUUACGAGAUACAUGGUUCAUUUCGUCGGACUGUCGAUCAUCUUCUCAUAAUAAUAACAGUGUUCAGUUGUAUCGUAUGCCAGAAAUGUCACCACUAGCGUGUUCAGAAACUUUGACCGAUGUAUGUAAGAAGCAAACAGGACAAGAUAUUUGGUUUACUAAUGAGUCAUCUGACACUAUACCACAGUUGAAAUUCUCCACUGAAUUACGUAGCAGCUUAAUAGAAACCAAUCAAACCCCACUUGUUUAUGCAGCCUUUUUAAAUAUGACAUUUAUGGAACUCAAUGAAUUAAUGAAAAGUUUACCAUUAUAUGUUUUGAAGAAAACUACAAUCAAGUUACUUUCAGAGAGGAUUAAUUCACUCCCUACAGUCUAUCAGAAUGAAAAGGUUCUGAGUGAAUUGAAAGAAAUUAUUGUUAGCUCAAAUGAAACAAAAUCUGUAAAUUUGAUGGAUGUUGAUUCGCCUGAAGAAUUAACAGUCUCAGCACCUAAGUGUCACCGGAUUCAAGUGGGUUCUUCAAUACUUCCUAGAAAAGAAGUCAGUGCAGAGAAGCUAUCGUCCCCGUUAUCAACAAAGGAAACAAAGGAAUUGGAUUACAAGAUGGCUUCGUCUUCAGAGAAAGAUUUGGUUCAUCCUAUAAUUUCAGAAACGGAUUCAUUUGGAACAUAUGGUCUAUAUGAAUUAGUGAAUAUCUUGCCAAAGAAUAUACAACUGUCGUUAACAAAGCCAAUCCUAUUAGGUGCAGAUAUACAGUAUGAUUUAAUUCUUUGUUCAGUUCAUCGUUUACUGUUUGAACGCGGUCAAUUCUAUGAAAAUUACAUGCAGCAUGUAAAUCUUUCCAGUUUUGGUGGAAAUCAUAAUUACUUUAUAAAUGAAUUAUUAAAUCAAGCAAAUCCAGUAUUUUUGAGGAAAUUAGUUUGCGUAUUGUUACAAUAUACUGAUACUGAGCAAAUACAACCAGUUAAGGCACUUAAUUUUAUCACAGCCUUGUUUACUCUACCUCGUCUACUUUAUCCUGUUCCACGUGCUGAACCGCGUGAUCGUCCAGACGCUGCUGUCGCUCUGUCCUCGGUGCAUCUCCUGUCAUUAGUUGAAGCAUGUAAACUUAUCGAAUAUGUCCUUAGUGAAGCGUAUGAAUUGGUUAAACAGAACGAUGAUAAACGGAUUGUGAAUUGGGAUGCAUUGAAUAAGUUAUAUUCAAGGCGUAUUCCCCUGCUUGACAUGGCUAUUGUACAAUGGCCAAAAUCUUGUAUAUUAUUAUUAGAGAUUACAAGUGGAUUAAUUGAUAUUCAUACAAUUUUGUCUAAUGUUAAUGAUCAAUUAACACUUCAUAACUAUUUGCCUAUUUCAUUACUUAAAAAUAACAAUAUUAUUAAAUGUAUAAAAUCAGAUGAAUUAUGGUCUAUCCUUGCAUUCCGAUUGAUUUUAUGCUUAUACUUUCGUCGACCGGGUAUAGCAAAUCUGUUUACUUCGAGUACAACACGACAAUUAAUUUGUUAUCCACAUCCUGUAAAUAGUAAAUUUUCCAAUUUACAUUCUUUUAUUGAAAAAUUCGGUCUUUCAAAUCAAAAUAGUUCAAAAUUUUCACAACCAGAGGUUGAUCGUAUCGGUCCAAUUUUAUUGGUCAGUCUAACCGCUUCCAAUAUGUCGAUUAUGGAUACUGCACAAUUAGCUUAUAAGGCUUUAAUUACUCAUCAUACGAGAGCUGCCUUACGUCUAAUACCAAUCAUAUGUGGUUUAAGUGAAGGACGACUUGGUAUAUCAUGGGCACAAUUUACGCAUAAACGUUAUCAUUUAUUGUUCUCUAAUUUAUUACAUAUCCUGGAGAUAUUAUCGACUACUUCGAUGGAUAGUUCAGCAGAAAUGCUAUUGGAUGUUUAUGCAAAUAAUGGUAGUUUAUCAGCUGUGGAAAAUGGUGCUUUAUUCAGUAGAGAAGUCCUACCAUACAGUAAAUAUGUGGAACGUCUUUUGGCAAACUUGAUCGCAGCUUUAGCAUCAUUUCAUGAAAAUGCUCGUCAUCUUAGUGGAUUUCCAAAGCGUUUGGCUAAACUACUUCAAUUUCAUGCUCAAUUUGCUCCAUGGAGUAUGAAUUUCAAUGAGACAGUCAGCUUUUUAAAAGAAAAUCAAAAUAUCAAUGAUAAUUUUGAUAUACUUGCUGAGAAAUUUGAGGAAUUUAUUCCUAUACCUAGUAUGCUUACGGAAGUUAAUGAAUCCUAUGGAGAUAAGCAUCAUUAUUCAUCUUCACUUCUUUCAGUAAUUUCAAAAUGUCGUGGACAAAUUAGCAAACAGUGGAAUUUAGCUGUGCUGCAACCAUUCGUAUAUCAUCUAAGAACUUGUAUUCACCCUGAAAUGCUCUGUAAUUUACUCAGUGAAUUAGAGAUAGCGUCAAAACGAAGAAUUUCUAUUCUACUGCACUUCAAAAGCGAAUUGGAAUCACUUAUUGGACAUUCUUCUGAAACAGUAGCCAAUCUGGCUGUACAACUUUUAUUAAGAUUAUUACAUCACUAUCCACAUUUAGCUCAAUCAGUAGUCACGAAUACAAUUAUACCAUAUCUUUGUACAAAAUCACAUAAUCUUAACAGAUUCAGUUUGCCUAUCUUAUCCAUGUUACCAGAUAUUGUUAUGCUUGCACCAUAUUCAUCACCCAAAUUAAUGCAAUUAUGUGCAGAACAUAUAAUAUUUGGAGUACCGGAUGAAACAACUUAUCAAGCUAUUGAUUACUAUGAAGUUAGCAUGCGUCGUUUAACGCUGGAUGGACUCGAUGGAGCUUGUAUAGAACAUGCAAGCUCUGCAUUAACAAAUACUACUUCUAUGGUUAGAACAUCAUUACAAUAAGAAAAACAAGGAAGAGUAACAUUGUACAUAGCUUAUUAACUUCACAAUAUGUAAAUUAAAUUUUCUCUUUUUUGUAUUAAAAUUUUUUUCUGGUUUGUUAUUACAUGAGUAUCUUUCUAUAAAGCA